This is a messenger RNA of Strongyloides ratti, 504 nucleotides long. Its product is annotated as 28S ribosomal protein S25, mitochondrial. Bases 1 to 504 code for a protein of 167 amino acids. Gene Ontology annotation, molecular function: structural constituent of ribosome. The transcript has 2 exons. The record is from RefSeq and is a predicted model, not a curated record. Gene Ontology annotation, cellular component: mitochondrion. NCBI's taxonomy places the organism in Eukaryota, Metazoa, Nematoda, Chromadorea, Rhabditida, Strongyloididae.
AUGCAUGGAUCGAUGCCCUUGAGGCGAACAUAUUAUUAUUUAGAACAAGGGAAAAUUAUAUUUCGAGACAAUGUAGCAGUUUUGACAUUAGGAUAUCAUAGUAAACCAAAACCAGAACAAGAAGGAGCAAAAAGUUUUGUGUAUUGGCAUUGGGCUCAGCUCCAAUAUAAAAAUCCAAAAGUCCAACUGGUAAAGUUACGUGAUGUUGUAAUAACUCCUUAUGCUCAGGCUUUCUUACAUGAUGGAAGAGAAGUUUUAUUUGACCUUGAAGGAUUAAAAAAAGAAGAAAUAAUUGAUGUGAUAUCAAAAACAUUAGGAAAGACAGAAUUAGUUUAUAAAAGAGAGCAUUUGGAGAAAAUGCAACUUCAUAAUCCGGCAUCAUUUGGUAGUGAUUGUGAUAGGCAAUGCAUGUGUGAAAUGCAAGGUCAACAACCUUGUACCAGUUUAAUUGAAGCUCCUGAAUAUUUGAAAGGAAAAUGGAGAUGGAAUCAUAAUAUUGUUUAA